Molecule: messenger RNA, 4895 nt
Organism: Elgaria multicarinata webbii
Lineage: Eukaryota; Metazoa; Chordata; Lepidosauria; Squamata; Anguidae
Product: cullin-associated NEDD8-dissociated protein 1-like
Exons: 16
Coding region: 211-3915 (1234 amino acids)
Biological process (GO): protein ubiquitination; SCF complex assembly
Cellular component (GO): nucleus
Source: RefSeq, a predicted model, not a curated record
AGUCUCAAGCGACCGGGCUCUGUCUUUUGCUCACCCGCGAGCAAUGCGGCCAUGUCGGAUUUCGGGAACCUCUGAAUUCAGAUCCCACCUCAGAUCUCCAGCAGACGGAACUCUUGCCUAGGGCAGCAAGAAACUUCAACCCGUUCUUAAAACCUAUGUAUUAAAGCAGGCGGUAUAGAAGAGAUCACCUCCCAAGGCCAGUUGUCCAAGAUGACUAACAUAUCCUAUCACAUCUCCAACCUCCUGGAGAAGAUGACAUCCACCGACAAAGAUUUUAGGUUUAUGGCUACCAAUGAUCUGAUGAUGGAGCUGCAGAAAGAUUCCAUAAAGCUAGAUGAAGACAGUGAGAAAAAAGUGGUGAAAAUGCUUCUAAAAUUGCUUGAGGACAAAAAUGGGGAGGUUCAAAAUCUGGCUGUCAAAUGCUUGGGGCCUUUAGUAAGCAAAGUGAAAGAAUAUCAGGUGGAAACUAUUGUUGACACGCUGUGUACUAACAUGUUAUCGGAUAAGGAGCAGCUCCGGGACAUUUCCAGUAUUGGGCUGAAGACAGUAAUUUCUGAAUUGCCCCCUCCAUCAACAGGUUCUACCAUGACAGCCAAUGUAUGCAAAAAGAUCACAGCUCAACUGACGGGAGCCAUUGGAAAACAAGAAGAUGUUUCUGUGCAGCUUGAGGCUCUUGACAUCUUGUCAGACAUUUUGAGCAGGUUAGGGGGAACUCUGUACUCCUUCCAUUCCUCCAUCCUGAACUGCCUCCUCCCUCAGCUCACGAGUCCCAGGUUGGCUGUGCGCAAAAGGGCCAUCAUUGCCCUCGGUCACCUGGUCUUGACUUGCAAUGGGAACAUCUUUGCAGAGCUUAUGGAGCACCUGUUAGCAGAGCUGAAGAGGAACAACUCCACUUCUACUACGAGAACAUAUAUCCAAUGUAUUGCUGGCAUCAGCAGGCAGGCUGGACACCGCAUAGGAGACUAUCUGGAGAAGAUGAUCCCACUAAUAGUUCAGUACUGCAAUGUUGAGGAUGACGAGCUGAGGGAAUACUGCUUCCAGGCCUUUGAGUCCUUUGUGAGAAGGUGUCCCAAAGAAAUUGGCCCUCACCUUCCUAGCGUGACUGGAUUGUGCCUCAAGUAUAUCACAUACGACCCGAACUACAACUAUGACAAUGAGGAGGAGGAUGAAGAAGAAAUUAUGGAAACUGAAAAUGGGGAGGAUGAGGAACAAGAAAGCGAUGAUGAGUAUAGUGAUGAUGAUGACAUUAGCUGGAAAGUUCGCCGGUCUGCAGCCAAGUGCCUUGAGGCUAUUGUCAGUACCAGGCAUGACCUCCUGCAGGACUUCUACAAAACGCUCUCACCGGCUUUAAUAAGCCGGUUCAAGGAAAGAGAGGAGAACGUUAAAGCGGAUAUCUUCUGUGCUUAUAUCUCUCUCUUGAAGCAAACCCUGCCCAUUCAGAGCUGGCUGCACGCUUCAGAUGAAGCAAGCAAGGAGGAUAUCCCUCUCACCAUGCUUCAGAACCAGGUUCCAAACAUCAUCAGGGCUUUGCACAAGCAGCUCAAAGAGAAGAGUGUCAAGUCGAGACAGGGUUGCUUCACUCUCCUGACCGAACUGGCAAACGUCCUCCCUGGUUGCCUUGCGGAUCACAUCCCUGCCCUGGUGCCUGGAAUUGUUUUCUCCUUGACUGAUAAGUCCAGCUCCUCCAACAUGAAGAUUGAUACACUGUCUUUCCUUCACGUUGUUCUUUGCAACCACUCCCGGGAAGUGUUCCAUCCCCAUGUUAAGGCACUGCUACCGCCCGUUGUGGCUUGCAUAGGAGAUCCCUUUUACAAGAUAACAUCAGAAUCCCUGCUAGUGACUCAGCAGCUUGUGAAAGUCAUUCGGCCCCUGGAUGUGCCUUGUACGUUUGAUGCCAAACCUUAUGUGAAAGACCUGUUCUCUGCUACUCUAAAGAGGCUGAAAGCUGCUGACAUUGAUCAGGAGGUGAAGGAGCGGGCGAUCUCUUGCAUGGGACAGAUUGUUUGCAACCUUGGAGACUACCUAAGCAGCGAUCUCCAGCCAACCUUGAAGAUUUUUCUGGAGAGGCUGAAAAAUGAAAUAACUCGGCUGACCACGGUCAAAGCACUCACUUUGAUUGCUAGCUCUCCCCUCAAAAUAGACUUACGGCCCAUUCUAGCAGAAGGAUUCCCCAUUUUGGCUUCCUUCUUGCGUAAGAAUCAGCGGGCCUUGAAACUGAGUACCUUGACAGCUCUGGACAUCUUGAUCAAGAACUACAGCGAUAGCCUCAAGCCGGCCAUGAUUGAGUGCGUUCUAAUGGAGCUCCCUGAUUUAAUUAGCGAGAACGAUAUGCAUGUUUCUCAGGUGGCUAUCACCUUCCUUACUACCUUGGCAAGGGUGUAUCCCUCUGCCUUGUCCAAGAUCAGCGGGACAGUUCUCUCGGAGCUGUUUCAGCUUGUUUACUCACCUUUGAUGCAGGGGGGAGCUCUGAAGGCCAUUGUGGACUUUUUUCAAGCCUUGGUUGUCACCAAGACGGUCAACAUGAACUAUGCUGAACUGCUGAAGCAACUGACAGGCCCGAUCUACUCCUCAAGCCCUGGCGGGGUAAGUUUACAUAAGCAGGCCUAUCACUCGGUUGCCAAAUGUGUGGCUGCCCUUUCUUCUGUAUGUCCCAAAGAAGCCCCGGGGGUCGUAAGCCAGUUCAUCCAGGAUGUGAAGAAUCCCAAGUCCAGCGCAGCUGUGAAAAUGUUGGCCUUCCUUGCCCUGGCCGAAAUCGGCCGCACCACGAACCUCAGUGCUCAGAAGGAGCUCAAAGCUGUGAUACUGGAUGCCUUUGCUUCGCCCAGUGAAGAGGUGAAAUCAGCUGCUUCCUAUGCUCUUGGGAACAUUAGCGUCGGCAGCCUGAAAGAAUACCUCCCCUUCAUGCUCAAAGAGAUUGGAGGCCAGCCGAAGCGGCAAUACCUGCUGCUCCACUCCUUGAAGGAAGUCAUCAGCUCCUCCCCGGCAGACAGCCUAAAGCCCUACGUUGAGGACAUCUGGGCCCUGCUCUUCAAGCACUGUGAAUGCGCAGAGGAAGGGACGCGCAACGUUGUGGCUGAAUGCCUGGGGAAACUGACUGUUGUGAAUCCUUCUCAGCUGCUGCCCAGGCUGAAAAAACAACUGUCUUCAGGUUCCCCGUAUGCUCGAAGCACAGUAGUUACUGCAAUCAAAUUCACCAUUUCAGAUCAUCCACAACCCAUUGAUCCCCUUCUGAAAGGAUGCAUAGGUGACUUCUUGAAAACACUUCAGGAUUCUGAUUUGAAUGUCCGGCGUGUUGCUUUAGCCAUGUUUAAUUCUGCUGCUCACAAUAAACCUUCUCUAAUCCGAGAUCAGCUCAGCACAGUUCUACCCCACCUAUACAAUGAAACGCAGAUUAGAAAGGAACUCAUACGAGAGGUAGAAAUGGGGCCAUUCAAACACACAGUUGAUGAUGGCCUUGAUGUGAGGAAAGCUGCUUUUGAGUGCAUGUACACGCUUUUGGAAAGCUGCCUUGACCGACUGGACAUUUAUGAGUACUUGAAUCAUGUGGAAGAUGGCUUGAAAGAUCAUUACGAUAUCAGGAUGCUGACUUUCAUUAUGCUGGCUCGCCUGUCAACACUUUGUCCUAAUGCAGUUCUACAAAGAUUAGAACGUCUUGUUGAGCCCCUGCGAGCAACUUGCUCUACUAAGGUAAAAGCUGGCUCCGUGAAACAGGAAUUUGAAAAGCAAGAUGAACUGAAGCGCUCAGCAAUGAGGGCAGUAGCUGCUCUAUUGACCAUCCCGGAUGUAGAUAAAAGCCCGGUAAUGGCAGAAUUUUCUUCCCAAAUCAGAGCCAACCCUGAAAUGUCUUCACUUUUUGAAAGCAUUCAAAAGGAUUCUAUUUCAUUAUCUACUACAGAUUUAAUGGACAUGAGCUAGAAUUCCUGUGCACUAUUCUUCUACUUCCUACAAUCCACUAUGCUCUGAGGGUGGAAGAUCAAAUUCUAAAGCUGAUUUUAGAUACAGAUGUCAUUUUAAAAAUGGCAACUAUUUCUACUAAGGUUUUAAGACAUGAUAAAAGUGAUGGCUAGACCUGUUGGUGUCAAUAGGGCAACACCACUUUUAAGUUGUCAGUUAUUCCUUAGUUCAGAUACACAAUCAUGAAUUUCUGCCAAACGUUAUGCAUCAACUCUAGCUGCUUUACCUAGACAAUUGAUAAUUAUUUGCUAUCACUACAGUGAUGGCAGCAUGAUAGCAUUUUUAAAAGCAGUGGUGAUGAAGUCUUGCUAUAUCCAAGAUCUAGUCAAUGGCUGUUGAGCUUCCAUCUUCACCUAAAUUAAAUAGCAGCUUUCAUGUGUGCUAAUAUUAUGACUAAGUGACUUUCAUAGUUGCAUACAGUGAAUUAAAGCUAUUGCCCUGACCCCUCUUUAAAAUCUAGAUGUCAAAACUAUGGAAGUGACCCAACUGUCUUCUAGGAUGGAAUGCCUUAUGGUUAAUUACCAUGUUACCACACCCUCCUUGAAUACAGCAGUUUCUUCUUGUAUGCACCCUAUGGCUACAGUUUACUGAUUUUUUUUAAAAAGAGAAGCUGAUACCAAAGCACUGAUUAUUUCAAACUACAAAAAGUUAGCAUUUUAGUCCCAAGAGCCAUUAAUGUGGUAUGAUGUAGUAAUGAAUGGCACCAUCUUGUUAUAAAAAUGCUAUUGUACUGUUAUGCCCAACAAAAGCGUGCUGCCGUUUACUUUUCUGUUCAGCAGUGAUAUUGACUUCUUGCAACCGUGGAUUACUAAGCUUCACUUUUAGGGUUUAUUCCACUCAAGUCAGUUUAUGAAUCACUUAAGUGCUCUAUUUAUAAAACAGGGUGUCACUUUUUGUUCUACAUAAAAUGCCUCAGAAUAAAGAUCAUAAAUGCAUCAGUA